AUGCCUGGACUUACCACUUCUCCGGAGUCAAUCUCCGCCCCUCCCUCCUUCAGCGUCAACAGGGCCUCUCGGUCAUCUUCAGCAUCACGACCAGCCCUCACGCUCGAUCUCUCUAAUCUUCCAACAAUGUCUCAACCAGCCAAGCCAACAAACACCCUCAUCAUAACCGAACUCAGCAAUAUCCUCCUCUUCCAACCCGCCUCCCUUGCCACUCUCCGCGCACAACUCGAAUCCAUCGCGCCCCUGAACUCAUUCUCUCCGCUCCCCUCUCUCCGCCGCCUCAUCUGUUCCUUCUACACUGAAGAAGACGCUCUCGGGGUCCGGAAACUCCUCGACGGCCAACUCCUUGAGCACAACGUUCGCCCGAAGGUCUACUUCGGUGAACCCACCCCAAUCCUGGACGAAGAGGAAUCCCGCCGCCCAAAGCUCCUGGAGGCCCCCCAUGCCGACAAGCUCUUUUUCAUCAGCCCGCCACCCAGCCCCCCGCACGGAUGGGUCAUGCGCAACGAGGAACCCCCGAACAAGGAGGUGCACGCCAGCGAUCUUGCCAGCGCCCUGGCCAAGUUGAAGACCGAGCAAUCUAGUGUCCACGAGGUUAUCAACCAGACCUGUGAACCCGGUACCCCGAUGUCCAUGACCUCUGAUAAGCGCACGGGGAGCUGGCCCGUCUCUAUGUCCGGACAGCGCAGCAGAAGCAGCACCCUUAUCUACCACCCUGAGGAGCAUGGCGGAAGUCCCAAUCUGCCUGCUGUUAUGGUCGAGGAUACGACCAUCAUGGUGGAUGACUUGGAAAUGGAUAUGAGCCCCAUUGAGAUGCCGAUACGGAAGGCUCCGCCGAAGACGUCUCGACCUCCUGUUGAAUUGAUGUGUUAA
Molecule: messenger RNA, 873 nt
Organism: Aspergillus nomiae NRRL 13137
Lineage: Eukaryota; Fungi; Ascomycota; Eurotiomycetes; Eurotiales; Aspergillaceae
Gene: cbpA
Product: putative calcineurin binding protein
Exons: 1
Coding region: 1-873 (290 amino acids)
Biological process (GO): calcium-mediated signaling
Cellular component (GO): cytoplasm; nucleus
Molecular function (GO): calcium-dependent protein serine/threonine phosphatase regulator activity; nucleic acid binding
Source: RefSeq, a predicted model, not a curated record